AUGCUUGCUGCUAUUGUCCUCGCUGUUAUUGCUAUCGGUUGUGUUCAUUCACAAACUGAACUUACUUUACCACCAUUACCAUAUGACUACAAAGCUUAUGAACCAGUUCUUUCUGAAAAAAUUAUGCGAUUACAUCAUGAUAAACAUUUCUUUACAUAUAUGAAUAAAACCAAUGCUGCUCUUAAAGCCAUGUUUGUUGACACAAAAAUGGAUGGUAAAUUAAAGGAAAUCGCUAAAUUACCAAUAGAAGAUAUUCUUACACAAUUACAAGUUUUACCAGAUCAAUAUCAUUUAGCUUUACGUCAUAACGGUGGUGGUUAUCUUAAUCAUCGAUUUUUCUUUUCAAUCUUAAAAGCUCCAACAGCAACAGUUGCCGAAAAUAAACCAACAGGUGAUUUAUUAGCAGCUAUUGAAAAAAGUUUCGGUACAUUUGAAAAAUUCCACGAAUUAUUCUCCGCUGCAUCAGUUAAUCUCUUUGGUUCCGGUUGGGUUUGGCUUUAUGUUGAUGCACGAACAAAUCAACUCGUUCUUAACUUCACAGCUAAUCAAGAUCAUCCAAUUAUGUUCGAUAAAAACAAUUACGUAGUUAUGGGUAUUGAUCUUUGGGAACAUUCUUAUUAUCCAGUCUAUGAAAAUCGUCGUGCUGAAUAUGUUGAUAAUUUCUGGCGAAUUGUUGAUUGGAAUGUUGUUGGUAAAAUUUUUACUGAACGUCCAAUUAAACGAAGCGAUUUAUAA
Messenger RNA from Adineta steineri, 735 nucleotides. The record is from the annotation of a GenBank genome assembly. NCBI's taxonomy places the organism in Eukaryota, Metazoa, Rotifera, Eurotatoria, Adinetida, Adinetidae.